Sander lucioperca (pikeperch) is the source of this 3271-nucleotide messenger RNA. RefSeq names its product thyrotropin-releasing hormone receptor b (gene trhrb). Gene Ontology annotation, cellular component: membrane. The transcript has 3 exons. Gene Ontology annotation, biological process: phospholipase C-activating G protein-coupled receptor signaling pathway. Gene Ontology annotation, molecular function: thyrotropin-releasing hormone receptor activity. Lineage: Eukaryota; Metazoa; Chordata; Actinopteri; Perciformes; Percidae. The coding region runs from base 260 to 1468 and encodes 402 amino acids. The record is from RefSeq and is a predicted model, not a curated record.
GCCCGACGCACAGAGUUUGCUCUGAAGAACACGGCGACGCAUCGCUUUUUACGCACAACCUAAUUGCGGUAUUACACACAGCUCGAUCUUUGUCACAUUAUGAUGGUUUCAUGUGCAGCACGCGUCCGGGUGCAAUUCUGAGCUUUUGGAGAUCGAUUUACACUUUCCCCGGAGCUGCAGAGUUGAUUUAUCACUCGCUUUUCUCGUGCGUAAAACCUGUUUGGUGCGUCAAGAGGCAUAUUUGAGCCUAAACAUUAAGAUGGAAAACUUUACAACAGCUCCAGAGCUGAACCACACUUUGGGGGUUUGGACGGACUACAGUAUCCAGUACAAAGUGAUAAGUAGUUUAUUGCUUUUCGCGAUUUGCGCUUUAGGAAUCGUUGGCAACGUUAUGGUCAUCCUGGUAGUGCUCACUACCAAACACAUGAGGACUCCAACCAACUGCUACCUGGUGAGUUUAGCAGUGGCUGAUCUGAUGGUGCUGACAGCGGCUUGUUUACCGACCAUCACGGAAAGCAUCUUGGGAUCCUGGGUGUUUGGCCACUAUGGGUGCCUCUUCAUCACCUACUUCCAGUAUCUCGGGAUCAACGCCUCCUCUUGCUCCAUAACAGCGUUCACUAUAGAGAGAUAUAUCGCCAUCUGUCAUCCGAUUAAAGCCCAGUUUCUGUGCACCCUGUCCAGAGCAAAAAAGAUCAUUUUGUUCGUUUGGGCUUUUACUUCUCUGUACUGUAUGAUGUGGUUCUAUCUGUCAGACAUCAAUGAGCUGGUGUAUGACAACAUCACUAUCAUCACCUGCGGCUACAGAGUCCCCAGGAAGUAUUAUUUACCUAUUUACUUCUUUGAUUUUGGCGUCUUCUUCGUGUUGCCGCUGCUGCUCUCCGCGGUCUUGUACGGACUCAUCGCCAGGAUCCUUUUCCUCAACCCGCUGCCCUCCGACCCCAAAGACAAGAAGAAGAACGGACACAACAACAACACCAACAAUAAGAGAACCAGCUGCAAAAACUCCCGUCACUCCAGCUCCACCGCGACCUCCCGCAGACAGGUGACCAAGAUGCUGGCUGUGGUGGUAAUCCUGUUUGCCACGCUCUGGAUGCCGUACCGCACUCUGGUGGUGGUCAACUCCUUCCUGGACCGGGCCUACCUGGACAGCUGGUUCCUGCUGUUCUGCAGAAUCUGCAUCUACCUCAACAGCGCCAUCAACCCGGUCAUCUACAACGCCAUGUCUCAGAAGUUUCGCGCUGCUUUCCGCAAGAUCUGCUGCUGCGGGAGGAAAGGCUUGGAUAAACCCGCCGCCUACAGCGUGGCCAUCACGUACAGCGCAGUAAAGGAUUCCUCGAUGGUGGAGGGCACCGAUCACUUCACAACAGAGCUGGAGGAGCUCACUGUCACAGACGACCUGCUGCCUGAUCAGAAAAUGAUGUUCCCAGACCCUUGUGUGUACGGGAAGGUGAAUUUCAGCGACGCCUAAAGUUUGUUUGAGGCCAGAUGAUUCUGAGGGUCAAUCAAGAUUUAAAGAGUUUGAAAAUGUUGCUUAAUGGAAUCUGUUAAGUGGGACUAUUGUUUCCUGAGUGCCUGCUGACCUUUUCAAAGCCAGGCUGCUUUGGCUAGAGAUGUAAACACAGAUUACAGCUACUGAUGCGUAAUGACAGUCUUUGAGGCACAAAGCCGAGAAUGAUCCCGUACAUUGUAAAGCAACAAACAUCGUCAGAUAAGCACUCUCUUAUUGCAUAGGUGUUAUCUUAUCUUGGACCUACCCACAUUAUACAUCGUGUAUGAGUCAACAAAACAAAAACACUAUUGGAUCGUUAAAGGGGACAUAUCAUGAAAAACUCACUUUUUCGUGCUUGUACACAUACAUUUGGGUAAAUGGAGUGCUGACCAACCCACAGGGUUUUGGGCUGCUUAGAUCAGAAAACUGCUUUGAUCAGAUUCAACAAGCCAUUCAGAUAUGGCUCCCCUUCCUACAGUAUGUCACAUGCAGGCUCAUUAGAAUACACCGCCCUUCAUCUGAGAAUCACCACCCACAGCUUGAGAACUACCUUUGCAAAGGUGCGCAGUAUUUUUCUCGCAAGCCAAUCGGAACAGACUAGGAUUUUAUGUGAGAGGGCUUAAAGAGACAGGCGCUAAAACUGAGCAUUUCAGACAGAGGGUGAUUACAGGUAUGUUCAGACAAUUAGUAUGAGAAACAAAAUGUGUUUUUUGAACAUUAAAGCAUGUUAACAUGUUCUAGCAAGAACCCAUAAUACAAGUAUGAAUGUAUAAACGAUCAAGAUAUGUCUCCUUUAAAGCUGCACAGGGCAGCGUGGCAUACGGGUGGCUCCAAAUGGCAGCGAGAGGUUACAGUCUGACAUAACGUGAACCCAGAAAUCGUGCAAACCGACACAGUCAUGCUUACCAACACAGCCGGUCAGUGAUGCUUUUAUCCCAAAGGAUACCAAAGAGAUAACAGAAGCAAAAAGAAUAACAGCAUCAAGUACGGCUUGGAAGAGUUGAAUUCAGUCUUCAUGUUCUGAGUCACCCUUGACCGCACUGUACAUACUAACAUUCAGGACUGGCCAUUUUCCUCACUUUCAGAAAGACUUAGGCUGAUGUUUCCCGAGCAGGCGGCACCAUUAAAGAGUGAGUCACACCUGAACCCUCACGGACAAAACCGGCUGUAUUUUUAUCGUGAAGGACUCAUAUACAGCCUUGAGCAUGAUAUGAAAACCAAGACAGGCUGUGUUGAGUGUGUACUGGAGGCCGGCUUCAUUCUUUAUAAAGAUCUCUUAAUGGUUUGUUGAGUUUUUCCACUGCAAAGUGUUCACUGACAGAGAGCGAAAACAAAGUACAUAAAGCACUUUGUACUGCCAGAAUCUAUUCAAAACAAAAAUGGCACUGUAGGACGGAAGCAGCUAGGUUGUUGUAAACCGACGUACACAUAUAAUAACUCUAUGAUAAACAAGACUAACAUUAAGUUAAUUGAGAUUCAACUGUUCCUAGCAACUGCUAUGAGUCACUACUGGUUACAGCAAAAUAACCCCUCUUUCCAAACAGAAAAUGAAAUGAACAUAAAACCCUCUGGGCUGCAGAGAAUCUACACCAUAAUCCUUUUUAUUGACGUGUUAAUAUUUACAACCUGAUUUAUUAUUGUAGGGAAAGAAACCUGUAACCACACCCACCAGUGAUGUCACAGUGUACUGAAACAGCCUGGAGUACACCUCUACAUCAGCACAGACUUUCACUGCUGUUAAGUUACUUCUUAAACGUUUGUAAAUUAAUUAAUAAGUGCAUU